CGGGAGGUAGAGAUCCUCAUGUUCCUCAGUGCCAUUGUGAUGAUGAAGAACCGACGCUCCAUCACUGUGGAGCAGCACAUAGGGAACAUCUUCAUGUUCAGCAAAGUGGCAAAUGCCAUCCUCUUCUUCCGCCUCGACAUCCGCAUGGGCCUGCUCUACCUCACGCUCUGCAUAGUGUUCCUGAUGACCUGCAAGCCUCCCCUCUACAUGGGCCCCGAGUACAUCAAGUAUUUCAGUGACAAGACCAUAGAUGAGGAGCUGGACCGGGACAAGCGGGUAACCUGGAUCGUUGAGUUCUUUGCCAACUGGUCCAGCGAGUGCCAGUCCUUCGCCCCCAUCUUUGCUGACCUCUCUCUUAAGUACAACUGCUCGGGGCUGCACUUCGGGAAGGUGGAUGUUGGCCGGUACACGGAUGUCAGCACCAG
Molecule: messenger RNA, 425 nt
Organism: Cariama cristata (Red-legged seriema)
Lineage: Eukaryota; Metazoa; Chordata; Aves; Cariamiformes; Cariamidae
Gene: TMX2
Product: thioredoxin-related transmembrane protein 2
Exons: 5
Biological process (GO): brain development
Cellular component (GO): membrane-bounded organelle
Molecular function (GO): disulfide oxidoreductase activity
Source: RefSeq, a predicted model, not a curated record